Molecule: messenger RNA, 1559 nt
Organism: Pomacea canaliculata
Lineage: Eukaryota; Metazoa; Mollusca; Gastropoda; Architaenioglossa; Ampullariidae
Product: diisopropyl-fluorophosphatase-like
Exons: 6
Coding region: 27-980 (317 amino acids)
Source: RefSeq, a predicted model, not a curated record
CCCGGCCUUGGUUAGCCACGGCCGCCAUGUUUAGAAAACUGCCAAAUCGCUUUGAGGUAUGUCGCAAAAAUGCUAUGGCGUCUCGUGCAGCAGACGAUGUCGAGCCAAAAUUCGAAAAAGUUUUGGAAGGAUUACAAGGUGCAGAAGGUCCCGUGUUUGAUAAAAACGGGAACUUUUUCAUGGUAGCACCAGAUACAGGGGAGAUAUAUAAUGUAAAUCUGCAGGAGAAAAGGGCAAUUCUUCUUUGUAAGCCAAAAAUAGAAGAUGCAGGCGUUCCAGCAGGAUGCCAGUGUGACAAGGAAGGCAACAUUUAUGUUGCAGACAUGCGACUUGGUAUUUUGAAGGUCACACAAUCUGGAUAUUUUACACAGCUGGCGAAGAUAGACAAUGAAGGCAGAAUAAUGCAAGGAUGUAAUGACUGCAUAUUUGAUUAUGAAGGAAAUCUUUGGAUCACAGCUCCUGCUGGAGAAAUUGCUCCCAGCCAAUACAGACGAUCAAUGGAGGAACCCUUUGGAUCUUUAUACUGCUUGACAAAUGAAGAAGUUAUUCGCAUUGAUACUGGUAUUUUCUUUCCCAAUGGCAUUGCUGUGAAGCACAAUGCAUCUGGAAAGGCGGAAAUGCUUAUUGUAGCAGAGACACCAACUAAGCUUCUGUGGGCUUAUGACAUUGAUGGCCCAGGGAGAGUAAAAAACAAGAGAAAGUGGGCAACACUUCCAGGUGAAUUGGAGGGAGGGGCAGAUGGAAUGGACUUUGAUGAUGCUGGCAGUCUUCUUGUUGCCCACUGGGGGUCAGGGGUCAUUGAAGUCUUUCCUCCAGAAGGUGGUACUCCUACAAGGAGAAUUAAAUGUCCCUUCCAACACCCCAGCAAUCUACAUUUCAAACCCAAUUCAAACAUAGUCUAUGUGACAGAACACGACUUCCAUGGUUUAUGGAAGUUUGAUUGGUUGACUUGUGGACAAAAACAGUUUUGUGAAACAUAGUGUCCCAUGCUUAUUGAAAUAAUGGCUUUUGACUAAGAAAAAAGUGCAUCUAAAGAUCAUUAGUGCUAGACUUAUGAGAGUGGUAGCCAAUCACAUUUCACAGAUCUUUAACGUUCUAUAGGUGGUGGGUUAACACACACACACAAAAUCCAGGAUUCUUGACUUGUUCUGAUUCGGAAUUAGUUAAAUAGGGUGGAUUCUCCCUUCACCCACUCCUCCAUUUCUUCUCAAAAAUAAGUCCUCAGAGCCAUAGAUUAAUCAAACAAGACCAGUCCUUUUUAAACUGAGGCAGACCUGGCAUUCAGAAGAAAUGAAAUUCCUUUAAUAAUUCUUCUAAAAUGCUGUCUAAUCCUCUUUUAACUAGCAUAAGCACUUUAUACGUUGGCUGAUCAUCAGCAUGUCAGUAUGUGCUGAGUGCAUGAAUUUUGCAGUAUUUGGUGCUUUACAUUCCAUUUUAUAUAGCUUUAUGAUUUUUAGGUUUCAAUAUAUGAAUUUGUGUAAUUUGGAAAGAAUGAUUUUGAAAUCAGAAUUACAGAUUAUAUAGAUAUAUUGAUAAAUAAAAUUUAUUUUAUGCCAGUA